UGCAUAUGAUUUGCAUGUGGCGCGGCAGUCCGCGGCCAUGGCGGCGCAGCCCCGGCACGGCGGCCCCCCGCGGGGUAGGGCCGGGGCCCUGCGCGGCGGCGACAAGCAGUGCUCAUGGGCCUCCUACAUGACCAACUCCCCAACGCUGAUUGUGAUGAUUGGGCUCCCUGCCCGGGGCAAGACCUAUGUGUCCAAGAAGCUCACCCGCUACCUCAACUGGAUUGGGGUACCCACCAAAGUGUUUAAUUUAGGAGUGUAUCGCCGGGAAGCUGUCAAGUCUUACAAGUCCUAUGAGUUCUUCAGGCAUGACAACAAAGAAGCCAUGGAAAUCCGCAAGCGCUGUGCCUUGGUGGCUCUACAGGAUGUGAAGUCUUACCUGCUGGAGGAGUGUGGGCAAAUAGCUGUGUUUGAUGCGACCAACACCACUCGAGAAAGACGGGACCUGAUCUUGAGCUUUGCUAAAGAGAAUGCAUUCAAGGUGUUCUUCGUGGAGUCUGUGUGUGACGAUCCAGAGGUCAUUGCUGCCAAUAUCCUGGAGGUGAAGGUUUCCAGCCCUGACUACCCAGAGAGAAACAGGGAGAACGUGAUGGAUGAUUUCCUGAAGAGGAUAGAGUGCUACAAGGUCACUUACCAGCCUCUUGAUCCCGAUGUGUAUGACAAAGAUCUUUCCUUCAUUAAAGUGAUCAAUGUGGGACAACGGUUCCUAGUAAACAGAGUCCAGGAUUACAUCCAGAGUAAAAUCGUCUAUUACCUAAUGAACAUUCAUGUCCAGCCACGUACCAUCUACCUUUGCCGACAUGGUGAGAGUGACUAUAACCUUGUUGGCAAGAUUGGUGGGGACUCUGGCCUGUCACCACGUGGGAAGCAGUUUGCUCAGGCACUGAAGAAGUUCAUUGAGGAGCAGGACAUUGUUGAUCUGAAGGUGUGGACGAGUCAGCUGAAGAGGACAAUCCAGACAGCUGAGUCCCUGGGGGUCACCUAUGAGCAGUGGAAGAUUCUCAAUGAGAUUGAUGCUGGGGUCUGUGAAGAAAUGACCUAUGCAGAGAUUGAAGCCAAGUUCCCAGAUGAGUUUGCCUUGAGGGAUCAGGAGAAGUACCUUUACCGCUAUCCUGGAGGGGAGUCCUACCAGGACUUGGUCCAACGCUUGGAGCCAGUAAUUAUGGAGCUGGAGAGGCAAGGCAACGUCCUGGUUAUCUCCCACCAGGCAGUUAUGAGGUGCCUGUUGGCUUAUUUUCUUGACAAGAAUGCAGAUGAGCUGCCCUACCUGCGCUGUCCCCUCCACACCAUUCUGAAGCUCACACCUGUUGCCUAUGGUUGUAAAGUGGAGACAAUAACCCUGAAUGUGGAAGCAGUGAACACCCACAGGGACAAACCCUCUCUCAACUCUAGCAAGCUUGCCACCAGCCAAAGCCCUGUAAGGAUGAGGAGGAACAGCUUCACGCCGCGGGCCAGCGUGGACGUGGUUAAGCGCCCACGGCAUUACAGCCUGGGGAGCAAACCUCUUGACCUGCUGGGAUCUUUCCCAUCCCUGGAAGCUCAAGAUGGAGCUGACCAGCCACAGCUGCAAGUUGGUGUCCAGCCUCAUGGGGGAAAUGGUUGCCUGUGAGUGUGGCUGAGAGCAGCUUGUGUGUGCUCCCCUGGGCUCUGUAGGCAUGGCUGGUUUAAUGGUAUAGAAUUUGGCUUCAUCUUGGAUCUGUCUGGCAUCUCCAUGGCUGGGAAGAGCCCUGCAGAUGGAACCAGAGCAUCCCUGGAGCACCACAAGCCCUGCACCGCUUUGGCCAGUUCUCCUCUGACCUGUGUUGUUUCUGAGUCUUGUCUGUGUCUUCUCUUUCUGAGUGCUGGGUUGUCUUGUCAGUGAGAUCAGAGAGCACUGCUGAGGGAGAGCUUUCAACCCGUUUGUAAAAGCUGAAGUCAGCCCUGACCUUUCCAGCAACGUCUCACAUCUUUUCCUCCUGCUUAGGUGGCAAGAAUGAAGUGUGCUGUGUGUGAGGGCUCAGUGCUCACAUCCAUGCUCACUGAAGAAGCUUUUCCUUGGAAAAACCUGUCACCAGACCAAAUCCCUAACAUUUCCUCACCCAUUAAGCAUUUCCAAGUUCAAACACAGUUCUUGUCUUGGUCCACCGUGGAAAGAGCUCCAGCUGUCGUUUCAUUUUGCUCUCAUGACUCUGGAUCUGAACCCACCUCACUCUGAGCCUCUUCCUCUGCUCUCCCUUUUGGCCCGGGAGUGAACAGCACAAAGCAUCGUCAGCAAAAUCCUGCAGGCUCUCUCUGCAGUGGGGAGCAAUAAGCAACUCUCACUCCCUGGAAACAGCUCAGCUACCAGAGCUCUCCAAUCUGAGCUCAAGUCCUGGUUUAGUUUUGCUCUCUUGAUCUCAGCCUCACCCUCCCACUCGUUUAGUUUCGUUUCAGGGCUUUGUGGAUGCUUUUGUUUUCCUCUGGGACACCAGAGCCUGGCUCUGCUGGGGUGUCUGGGAACAGCAGGGCUGCUUGGGGAGGUUGGAAAGGAAGCACAAGCUCUGUUUUUUGGGUCGAUUUUUAAGGUCUCAGUUGUCUUUUUAACGUCCCAAACGUUUAGGCUCACCACAAAGCCUUUUUAUUUCUCUUUUUAUUGUUAACCUAUACCUAAGAUUAAGCUGUGAAUGUUUCCCUGAUGUGUGAUGCUGCCUUAAAUUUAGACUUGCAGCUGCUUUAGUGUGUCCAGUGCAUGGAAGCUCCCUGUUGGAGCAGCUCAAGUGAAGGCUCCGUGUUCCUUAACUCCACUCCCUGUUCCCCAAGGUGGUGGUGAUGGGGGGGAAGCAAUCCCCCAAAUUUACUCCCCAGGGAAUCUGACUUGACUCUUGCCAAACUCCACUUUGCCACACUCCUGUUGUUCAUUGCACUAAGGGCAGGAUCCUCAGGUUGGGUGAAGAAUGAAGCAUUUUAGGUCCAAAGCUGUUCUGGAUCUAGGGGAAGGUGUGGGGGAAGCAGUACCCCAAAUUUACCUUUUUCUUCCCCAAAUCUCAACUUCAUCCUUUUGCCAGGCUCCAUUUGGCCUCACUCCUGAUGUUUGUUGCACUAAGGGCAGGAUCCUCAGGUUGGGUGAAGAAUGAAGCAUUUUAGGUCCAAAGCUGUUCUGGAUCUAGGGGAAGGUGUGGGGGAAGCAGUCCCCCAAAUUUACCCUUUUCUUCCCCAAAUCUCCACUUACCCUUUUGCCAGGCUCCAUUUGGCCUCACUCCUGAUGUUUGUUGCAUUAAGGGCAGGAUCCUCAGGCUGGGUGAAGAGCAGAGCAUUUGUAGGUCUGGAGCAGGAGGCUGUUCUGGCCCUGCUAUGACUCCAGGAUCAAUGUCAGCAACUCCUGGGACCCAGGCUGCUUGUUUUGAACGUGUAAAGAGUUGGAGGAUGAGCUUGGGAAAUGUGCCCUUGGCUGUGAAGCAGCUCAGCAGCUCCCCCACAGCCUGAGCCUUAUCUGAGGGUUCUGAGCUCAAACCUGUUUGUUUAAACACCCUCCAGAGCUUUAAUUUGAUGAAGGUGAGGUAGGAGCCAUGGUGAAGGCUCAGGCACUAAUCCUGACCCCUGAGAAUUCCCCAGCAGCAGAAGCUUGUGUUGAUCUAAAGUGAUUGCACCACCCAGGGAGGAUGUUUCAGGGGGUGAGAAACUGACUUUUGUGAGUGCUGUCAUCGAGCUGUUCCCAUGGGGUUUGCUGCAGCCCUCCAAGAGCAGCACACUCCAGACUUCAGCUUGAAAUGCUGCAGGGCUUAGAAAUAUGGGGGAAGGGAGUUGGGAGGAAGAGGAUUUGGAGCCUGGGGAAGAAAAGGAGUUGGGAGGAAGAGGAUUUGGAGCCUGGGGAAGAAAAGGAGUUGGAAGGAAGAGGAUUUAGAGCCUGGGGAAGAAAAGGAGUUGGGAGGAAGAGGAUUUAGAGCCUGGGGAAGAAAAGGAGUUGGAAGGAAGAGGAUUUGGAGCCUGGGGAAGAAAAGGAGUUGGAAGGAAGAGGAUUUAGAGCCUGGGGAAGAAAAGGAGUUGGGAGGAAGAGGAUUUGGAGCCUGGGGAAGAAAAGGAGUUGGGAGGAAGAGGAUUUGGAGCCUGGGGAAGAAAAGGAGUUGGGAGGAAGAGGAUUUGGAGCCUGGGGAAGAAAAGGAGUUGGGAGGAAGAGGAUUUAGAGCCUGGGGGAGAAAAGGAGUUGGGAGGAAGAGGAUUUGGAGCCUGGGGAAGAAAAGGAGUUGGAAGGAAGAGGAUUUAGAGCCUGGGGAAGAAAAGGAGUUGGGAGGAAGAGGAUUUAGAGCCUGGGGAAGAAAAGGAGUUGGGAGGAAGAGGAUUUAGAGCCUGGGGAAGAAAAGGCGUUGGGAGGAAGAGGAUUUAGAGCCUGGGGGAGAAAAGGAGUUGGGAGGAAGAGGAUUUAGAGCCUGGGGGAGAAAAGGAGUUGGGAGGAAGAGGAUUUAGAGCCUGGGGGAGAAAAAGGCGUUGGGAGGAAGAGGAUUUAGAGCCUGGGGAAGAAAAGGCGUUGGGAGGAAGAGGAUUUAGAGCCUGUUGGGUGGGGAACGCUCAUUGUCAGCUCUCUAGGAACGCUCUAAACGCACAAACCCACCUCAGAUUUGGCUGCUCAAGCUGAGAGAGCCUCCUGCUCUGCCGGGAACAAGGAGGAGGAACCUUACUGUAGGAUGUUUACGCACAAUAGAUGCUAUAAGAAGCCAUUCAGGGGUUCAUUUUUGUCUGUGUCGUUGAGUAAUGGUCGUAAGGAGGAGGAGGAGGGGAAAGAAAUUGUCUCCUUUUACUUGCCAGGCUUCGUGAAUGUAGCUGCUUUGGGUGGCAGCUGUUAACUACUUGGGGUUUAUUUAAUCACUCCUAAACAGAAUCAGGUCUGCCAGUUUUGGGGCUCACUGAUUCUGGGGUCUUUGUUCUUUUCCAGGGGGUCUGUGGGCUGCUUUGGGGGGGGGGGGUUGUAGGAUGGAGCCUCUAGGCUGUCUCUGCAGACAGCAGCAUUUGUGCCUCAGUGCUUUAAUGAAAGCCUAAUCCCAGCCUUUGCCUCUUGCAUUUUCACUUCCCAAAGUGGUGUUUUCAAAUCCCUGUAUCUGGGGCAGAGCAGCAGCAGCAGCAGAGCUGUGACCAUGACCCCACAGGCUUGAUGGGACAGAUCCUGAGAUCCUGCCAGGUGGUGCCAGUAAGCCCCAAAGGUCCUGCCAGCUCCAAACAGGCUGGUGGGUGCCUCUGCCAGGUGUUUCCUUCAAAUCACCUGCUUUCCUUGGCAGCCUUUGUGCAAACAAUAAGCAAGGAUUAAAGGUUCCUGUCAGUGGUACCAGAGCUGCUGCCCUGGGCUGGGCAGGCAGAGGAGAGGUGAAUUUGGAGGUGAGGAUGUGGGCUCGGUGCCUUCUGUCAGCCUUGCACCACUGGGGGAGGUGUUCCUGUGGUUCCCCUCAUUUGUCAUCAGCAAAAGGUGCUGGGGGCAGCUGUCAGCUGGCACUGCAGCGUGGCAGGGUCACCCCUGGGCACCUGCAUUGGUGUCCUGUGUUGUGGCAGGGUCACCCCUGGGCACCUGCAUUGGUGUCCUGUGUUGUGGCAGGGUCCCCCCUGGGCACCUGCAUUGGUGUCCUGCAGCGUGGCAGGGUCACCCCUGGGCACCUGCAUUGGUGUCCUGUGUUGUGGCAGGGUCACCCCUGGGCACCUGCAUUGGUGUCCUGUGUUGUGGCAGGGUCCCCCCUGGGCACCUGCAUUGGUGUCCUGCAGCGUGGCAGGGUCACCCCUGGGCACCUGCAUUGGUGUCCUGCAGCGUGGCAGGGUCACCCCUGGGCACCUGCAUUGGUGUCCUGUGUUGUGGCAGGGUCCCCCCUGGGCACCUGCAUUGGUGUCCUGUGUUGUGGCAGGGUCCCCCCUGGGCACCUGCAUUGGUGUCCUGUGUUGUGGCAGGGUCCCCCCUGGGCACCUGCAUUGGUGUCCUGUGUUGUGGCAGGGUCCCCCCUGGGCACCUGCAUUGGUGUCCUGUGUUGUGGCAGGGUUCCCCCUGGGCACCUGCAUUGGUGUCCACAAGCUGUGCCCCCCAUCAGUGUUAAUUAGGUUGUUUUAGAGGCGGGGGGUGGGGGAAGAUCACUCAGACCAAAGCAACUCCAUCCCCCACGGGGAAAAUUGGGCAAGUGAGGGCAGGGAAGAAGGCUUCAACCAGGCUGAGCAGCUUGAGUUUGUGUGCCCUGGCUGCGACCUGCCAGCUGCCACCUCUCUGACCAGUGUCCCCUCGCCAGCAGCUCAGGCAGGGGGUGAUGGAGGAAGCUCAGCCCAGGGGGGGGAAGCUUUGGGAAGAGAGACAUCAGCCCAGCGCUUGCAGGAGCUACCUUCUCAGCCUGGGGGUAGGUCCCAAACCCUCCUCCUGAGCUGCUCCAAAGGCUGCUGUGUGAGCUGUGGUGGUGCUGCCAGCUCUGCUGCUGCUGCUCUGCCUCCCAAGGCUGCUUGCCAGCUGCAGCUCUGUGUUCAGUGAGGUGGCUCUGGGAUGUUUCUUUGGGGGUUGUUUCUGGGCAACGUUGCUGCUUCCUAAUGGGUUCCUCUUAGGCGUAACAGAACGCAGUGUGUGCAAACUCAGUGCCCUGUGCGUUGUGCGCUCUCUGCUCCUCGCUGUAAAUACCCCCCCGGGGCUUUCUUUACAAUAAAGGAGGUUUAAAAGAUA
Molecule: messenger RNA, 6625 nt
Organism: Pogoniulus pusillus (Red-fronted tinkerbird)
Lineage: Eukaryota; Metazoa; Chordata; Aves; Piciformes; Lybiidae
Gene: PFKFB2
Product: 6-phosphofructo-2-kinase/fructose-2,6-biphosphatase 2
Exons: 16
Coding region: 38-1606 (522 amino acids)
Biological process (GO): fructose 2,6-bisphosphate metabolic process; fructose metabolic process
Cellular component (GO): cytosol
Molecular function (GO): fructose-2,6-bisphosphate 2-phosphatase activity; 6-phosphofructo-2-kinase activity; ATP binding
Source: RefSeq, a predicted model, not a curated record